AUGGCCUAUGAUCCCAGACUGUCCAGUGCGGGCACUGCGACCCCCGAUCCUCCCCCUCCUCCCCCUCCCCCUCCCCCUCCAGAGCCCGUCGCCUCUACCAACACACCCACCAUGACGACCGACGAGGAGCAGCGGACGGAGGAGCAGGGACAGGAGAAGGAGGCCGUGGCAGCAGGAGCAGCAGAGAAGGGCACCACCACAUCCGAAUCAGAAUCCGACUCCUACAAACUCCGCUUCUGCACAGUCUGCGCCUCCAACCAGAACCGGUCCAUGGAAGCGCACCUGCGACUCUCAACCGCCUCAUCCCCCUUCCCCGUCAUCUCAUUUGGAACCGGCUCGCUCGUCCGCCUCCCCGGACCCUCCAUCACGCAACCCAACGUCUACAGCUUCAACUCGACCUCCUACGCACAGAUGUACGACGAACUCCUUUCCAAAGACGAGCGCCUCUACCGCAACAACGGCCUCCUGAACAUGCUCGAACGCAACCGCAACCUGAAAUGGGGUCCCGAGCGCUUCCAAGACUGGGUUCCCGGCCUGCCGCGCGUCGACCACAUCGCCAAGGGCGACCGCGGCGCCGUGGGCACCGAAGGCGGCGUCGUGGAUGUGAUCAUCACCUGCGAGGAACGCUGCUGGGACGCCGUCGUCGACGAUCUCAUGAAUAAGGGCUCGUCGUUGAACCGCCCCGUGCAUGUCUUCAAUGUCGAUAUUAAGGAUAAUCAUGAGGAGGCGUUGGUGGGCGGGAAGGCGAUUUUGGAGCUGGCGAAUCGGUUGAAUGAGGCUGCUGUGCAGGAGCGGCACGCGAAUGGCGUCGAGGGCUGGGAGAAUGGGACUGGGGAGGCGAGGAGGAGUUUUGAUGAGAAGGUUCCGGAUAUACUGGCUGCGUGGCAGGAGAAGUGGCCGAAUUUGCCGGCGUUGUGGACGUUGGCGUGGUUGUAG
Aspergillus melleus is the source of this 936-nucleotide messenger RNA. RefSeq names its product RNA polymerase II subunit A C-terminal domain phosphatase (gene ssuA). Bases 1 to 936 code for a protein of 311 amino acids. Lineage: Eukaryota; Fungi; Ascomycota; Eurotiomycetes; Eurotiales; Aspergillaceae. Gene Ontology annotation, cellular component: mRNA cleavage and polyadenylation specificity factor complex; nucleus. Gene Ontology annotation, biological process: termination of RNA polymerase II transcription. The transcript has a single exon. Gene Ontology annotation, molecular function: RNA polymerase II CTD heptapeptide repeat phosphatase activity. The record is from RefSeq and is a predicted model, not a curated record.